AACAACUCAGAUGCCGUUGACAGGACCUGGCAGCAAAAUGGAGCCAAUCAACGUGGAUAAUCUACCUUCGCCCAAGAAAGAGGAAACUGUGAUACCACCGGAGCUGGUGGUGGCAGCGGCGGAGUGGACGACGCACAGCGCUCCCGACGGCAAACCGUAUUACUACAACGACACCAAAAAGGAAUCAGUAUGGGAGAAACCAAAACCUAUGAAGGAAUUAGAAGAGCUACAAGCAAAGAUAAUAAAGGAGAAAGCUCUGUCAGAGAAGAAAAUUGACGAUAAGAUGGAAGUGAUAGAUGUGGACGCGCACGCAGAAGCUGCAGCGGCGUCUGAAGAUGCGAGGAAAGUGGCGGAGCAGGAGCAGGAGAGGGAGAGAGAGCAGGCGGAGAAGGAGAGAGCGGAGAAGGAGAGAGUGGAGAAGGAGCGCGCGGAGAGAGAGAAGGCGGACAAGGAGAAAGCGGAGAAGGAGAAAGCGAAGCAGGACAGGAGUAGACCGAUAUCGAGUACUCCGAUAUCUGGCACGCCUUGGUGCGUGGUGUGGACAGGGGAUGGACGCGUGUUCUUCUACAACCCGACAGCGAACUCCUCGGUGUGGGAGCGUCCGCCGCAGCUGGUGGGCCGAGCUGAUGUCGACAAGGCGGUGAGCCAGCCGCCGGUGGAUCUGCAGCGUAGAGCAGGUGGUGUGGGCGCUGCCGCAGCAGCUGUUGCUGCCGGAGCCGGAGCCGCAGCGGGCGGCGCUGCUGCAGCAGCGACAGGCAACGGCGAGCUGAAGCGCUCCGCCUCCGACAGCGAUAAUUCAGACCUAGAGCCCGCUAAGAAAACGAAGACUGAUGGUAAGAAGGGCAGCGUGAUAGACGCGGGCAAGCAGGCGGCGGAGGAGGCGGAGCGGCGCGCGGCUCGCGAGCGCGCGGUGGUCCCCUUCGAGCAGCGCGUCUGCCGUUUCCUGCAGCUGCUGCACGAGAGCUCCGUCUCCGCCUUCAGCCCCUGGGAGAAGGAGCUGCACAAGAUCGUCUUUGAUAGCAGAUAUCUGCUCCUCAACUCGAAGGAGAGGAAACAGGUUUUCGACAAAUACGUUCGUGAGCGCGCAGAGGAGGAGCGGAAAGAGAAGAAGAACCGUCUGCAGGCGAAAAAGACCGCCUUCAGAGAACUGAUGGAGGAGGCUAAGCUGCAUUCCAAAUCUUCUUUCACGGAGUUUUCUUCGAAGCACGGUCGAGAUGAUCGCUUCAAAGGAAUAGAGAAGGCUCGCGACAGGGAGAAGUUCUUCAACGAGUACAUCGUGGAAGUGCGCAAGAAGGAGAAAGAGGAUAAGGAGAAGAAGAAGGAACUGGUGAAAAAUGACUUCCUAGCUCUGCUGAAAGAGAAGAAUGUGGGCAGACACACUCGCUGGGCGGAGAUCAAGAAGAAGGUGGACAGCGACCCACGGUACAAGGCGGUGGAGAGUAGCACCGUCAGAGAAGAUUACUUUAGAGAGUACUGCAAGCAGGUUAAAGAUGAGAGGAAGAAGGAGAAAGAUGGAAAGGAGAAAGAACGCGACCGUACCGUGAGCAAGAAGGACAAGAAAGACAAGGACAGGGAUAAGGAUAAGGAGAAGGAGAGUAAGAAGGAGAAGAAGAAAGAGAAGGGAGAGAAACCGGCUGAUCAGUCAACGGAGGAAGAGAAGAAGCAACCCACACCACCACCGGAUCAGUGGGCUGAGAUCCUGGGGAUACCAGGGGAUGGUUCCAAAGAUCCCAAAGCGAAGAAGAACACAGAGGAAUCUUCGGAGAAGUCCAGCGAAUCUACAACACCGGAGAAAGAACAAAUAUGCUCACCGAAACAAUUACGAUCCUCGAAGAAGGAACCAGCACAAGAGAAGAAAUCUCCAAUUAAAUCCCCACCAAAAAAGAGGAAACCGGAGUUUGUUUCUCCAGAACCAGAGGAAACGGUGAAGAAGACGAAGAAGGCGGAGAAGACAACGAAAACGGAGAAGAAGAAGCGUAAGAAAACGGAGAAAGAAUAGUGUUUACUUUAUGUGUUUUUUAAACACUGAUCUCUGAGAGAGCGCAAUCGCGCUCUAGACUAUUAGGGGACAAAACUGAAUUACUUUUAUAUCCCAUAAAAAAAUGCGGGUAGAUCGAUAUUUGGAUUAAACUAUCGCGUGUGUCUAGUAUAGCUGCAUUCAGUGCAUUUACGCACACUUUGCAGCAGUGUCCCAUGUGACUUCAAAUACAGCGUGUUCCAUGUGAUUCGAUUAGUGUUCCAAAAAUGUAUGUACAGUGCAACAAUGUGUAACUACCCGCAUAAUUAUUUGAUUAUUCAUAAACAACUGAAUAUGAGAAGAUUUUUAUAUUGUUUGACAUUUUUUAUUGGAUUCGACAAUCCAGUGGUUAAAUUUGACUCUAACCAUAUAUCGUAUGUAAAUAAAUUAAAAUUGGUUUAUUUAUCUGUACUAUUAUAAUAAAGCGUAAACACACACUUCUUUGUUGCC
Messenger RNA from Papilio polytes (common Mormon), 2467 nucleotides. RefSeq names its product transcription elongation regulator 1-like. The transcript is spliced from 12 exons. NCBI's taxonomy places the organism in Eukaryota, Metazoa, Arthropoda, Insecta, Lepidoptera, Papilionidae. Bases 11 to 1999 code for a protein of 662 amino acids. Gene Ontology annotation, cellular component: nucleus. Gene Ontology annotation, molecular function: transcription coregulator activity; RNA polymerase binding. The record is from RefSeq and is a predicted model, not a curated record.